Molecule: messenger RNA, 438 nt
Organism: Xyrauchen texanus (razorback sucker)
Lineage: Eukaryota; Metazoa; Chordata; Actinopteri; Cypriniformes; Catostomidae
Product: XK-related protein 8-like
Exons: 4
Coding region: 1-438 (145 amino acids)
Biological process (GO): engulfment of apoptotic cell; phosphatidylserine exposure on apoptotic cell surface; apoptotic process involved in development
Cellular component (GO): plasma membrane
Source: RefSeq, a predicted model, not a curated record
AUGACGUGUGAUUCUAGAUUUACAUUUAGCCAUUUAGCAAUCUGGCAGGGGUUUUGUGUGUGGUGGCAAGGGGGAUGUGGGUCUGAGUAUGCAGUUUAUCUGACCCAUGUCCUCAGCAUGCUGCAUCUCAUUGAGACCUUCUGUGAGAGCGCACCCCAGCUCACACACAUGAUGUACAUCAUGCUGCACUGCAACCAGGGCAUUGAUAUCAUGGACAGCACUGUGGGGGAGUGGCUCUACCGGGCCACCAUGGGCCCUAUCUGGUACUUCAACUGGUUUAACAUUGCAGAAGGGCACAUCAGGAGCAGAAGUGUCAUCUACCAUGCAUUUAUGAUCACCAACAGUGGAAUCCUAUUGGUCACAUGGUGGUUUUCCCAAGAUGUAGUGAUGGCUCAAUUAUUCCUGUUCCGACAGACAGCGCUGCUUUUCAAGUCUUGA